Messenger RNA from Trichogramma pretiosum, 1613 nucleotides. It is a transcript of the gene Rab32, whose product is annotated as ras and EF-hand domain-containing protein homolog. Gene Ontology annotation, molecular function: GTP binding; GTPase activity. Gene Ontology annotation, cellular component: phagocytic vesicle; late endosome; Golgi apparatus. The record is from RefSeq and is a predicted model, not a curated record. Gene Ontology annotation, biological process: phagosome-lysosome fusion; endosome to lysosome transport. The transcript has 7 exons. Lineage: Eukaryota; Metazoa; Arthropoda; Insecta; Hymenoptera; Trichogrammatidae. Bases 207 to 1475 code for a protein of 422 amino acids.
GUAAAAUAUUUCAUUCCUGAUUCAAUGUUAUACAUAAAUGUGGUGGAUGUGAUGUGAAAUUAAAUGUUGGCAGGUACAUUUUAUUUGUGAGAGCAAUUUACAAAUUAGUUUUUUUGAUGGUCCCGAACAAAUAAAGUGAUCAGUUUAACGAUUUCUCCACACGAUUAUCAGUUUAUCAAUUUAUUAGCACUCUAGUGGAUUUAAAAAUGGACGAAAAUAUUCCCAAAAGUAAAGUAUCUAAUAUCAAGCGAUGGAAAAACAAGAAAAUAUUCCCACGAAAAUUAAAAAUUGAUAAGAUUCGUUCAAAAGUUACGAAGAAUGAGAACCCCGGUUCAGAGGGUGGUAACAAUUCGGACGCACACCAAUCUUAUAUUGUUGAUGCAGAAUCGAAGCAUAGAAAUAGUAAUACUAAUGAAAGUGUAAAUCAACCUAUUGAAGAUAAUCAGUCAAGGAGUACUGUUACUGUGCUUCAAAGAAAAUUUUCAUAUUCAACGAUUUCUUCGACUUCGAAAAUCGGUCCGAUUGAAUGUGACAUCGAAAACAUACCUACGCAUGCAGAUGAACAAGAAAAUGUGACACUUCAAAGCGCUCACUGUAAUGAAAACUAUGAUGUAGUUAUACAAGACGUCGAAAAUGAAACAAUUUAUAAUUCUCAAAUUUAUUCAGAUACAAAUCCUACUUUUCAAGACUCUGACAAUCAAUUUAUUGAUAUAAAAAACUCAAUCCAUCGAAGAGAUAUCGAUGAAAAAAUGGAAAAAAAGAAGGAAAAUUCUGAAAUUUCUUCUGAAGCAACGUCAAAAAAAUAUAUGGAUAUGACUACUAACGAAAUUGGAGUGAUCGGAGAUAAGAAAGAAUAUUUAUUCAAAAUUCUUGUCAUUGGUGAGCUUGGUACGGGUAAAACGUCGAUUAUAAAACGUUAUGUUCAUCAAUUCUUUUCCCAACAUUAUAGAGCUACAAUUGGAGUAGAUUUUGCCCUUAAAGUGUUGAAUUGGGAUUCUCAAACAAUUAUAAGGUUGCAACUAUGGGAUAUAGCAGGUCAAGAAAGAUUCGGAAGUAUGACUCGAGUAUAUUAUAAGGAAGCUGUUGGAGCUUUUAUUGUAUUUGACGUUACUAGAAGUGCUACAUUAGAUGCCGUUAUUAAAUGGAAACAAGAUUUAGAUUCAAAACUGCAAUUGGUUGAUGGAUCGCCAAUACCGUGCGUUUUGCUUGCUAAUAAAUGUGAUCAACAGAAAGAAGGUCUUGUAAAUUCAAUAACUAAAAUGAAUGAAUAUUGUGAAGAUAAAGGGUUUGCUGGAUGGUUUGAAACAUCGGCUAAAAACAACAUUAACAUUGAAGAAGCUGCUAAUUUUCUCGUAAACCAAAUACUACAGAAUGAGCAAAUAAUAAAGGAAAAGUCCGAAGAAAAUGCGCAUUAUCAGGAGAAGCUAUUGCUGAAUGAACAAACUUCAGGAGAUAAAAAAAGUUGUUUAUGUUGAUUAGUAUACACAUGAGAAAUUCCAUUCUUUUGAAAAUAGAAUUAUUUUUAAAAUUAUAUGAAUAAUUUUAAUUGCAACCUUGCAUUUUUCACUAGAACAUGGAAUAGCUAAUAAUAAACAUUUACACGAUAAACUUUA